Branchiostoma belcheri (Belcher's lancelet) is the source of this 6986-nucleotide messenger RNA. RefSeq names its product enhancer of mRNA-decapping protein 3-like. The transcript has 7 exons. Gene Ontology annotation, biological process: P-body assembly; deadenylation-independent decapping of nuclear-transcribed mRNA. Gene Ontology annotation, cellular component: P-body. The coding region runs from base 137 to 1816 and encodes 559 amino acids. NCBI's taxonomy places the organism in Eukaryota, Metazoa, Chordata, Leptocardii, Amphioxiformes, Branchiostomatidae. Gene Ontology annotation, molecular function: mRNA binding. The record is from RefSeq and is a predicted model, not a curated record.
UUGGUAUGGUCGUGUACCCAGAAUGCAGUGCGUAUCGCCAUAUUGAGAAAGACUUAGCUGAGCAGCCAUCGGGAAAGCCAGUUUUGCUGACGAGUUUUCAACAGGACUGGGGAUAUCUUCCGAGUUGUGAUUGCCAAUGGCUGAGGGUUAUGUGGGUAGUGUGAUAUCUGUUGACUGUGGCAGCACCCUUGGGGUCUACCAGGGUCGCGUCAUCAGAGUCAACAAGGAGGAGCAGACCAUCUCUUUGAGGGACUCGUUCCGCAAUGGCCUGAAAUGCCAGGUGCCAGAGAUCACUCUCAGUGCAAUAGAUAUCAAGGAUCUAAAGAUCCUGAAGUCACCUGAAAAUGGGAAGGUAGUCGAAAUCCAGAAACCCAAGGUUAGUCUGGUAGCAGCUACCCCGAAAAAGAAAAAGGAGCAAACAUCAGGAGAUUUCAAGAAGUCCGAACAAAUUGGUGAUGCCAGGAAAACCCCCAAUGGAGAGUACCCCAGGAAACAGAGCUAUCCUGGGAAGGGCCAAAAUGGCGAGAUUGCAGCUAAGAGGGGCCAAAAUGGACAUGUUGGAAAACCAACCAAUGAGGAUUCCAAGAAGAAUGGGAAUGAUUCCAAGAAGAAUAGCAGUGAAUCCAGGAAAUUCCUGGAGCAGAUGGGGGAUGUUAGAAUCAGCCAAGUGUCUCCAAGAGACUUUGGAAAUAGGGACCAAAAUGGGGAGGUGAUGAACGGAGGUAGCCGAGAGGGUACCCCCACCAAGAUGGGAAGGAAACGGCACAACUCUUUCUCUGGUUUCGGGCGCAGAUCUCAGAACACGACUCCAAAGAAGUUUGAAAACGGACGCCCAAGAUCCAAGACCAAAGUCGAGAACAACAACACGUUCUCCCCAAUCUCCCCAACUGUUAUGAAUGAAGAGUUUGACUUUGAGAAGAACCUGGCACUCUUUGACAAGGCAGCUAUAUUUGAGGAGUUGGACAUGUUGAAUGGGCAGGUCUCAGAGACUAAGAAGCCCCAGAACUACAGACAUGAUGAGAACAUCUUGGGUGACCAGGAGGCAGUAGUGUACAGGCAGAUCCUUGUACCACAGCAAAGCAGUGUAGAAUUUAACACAGACUGUGGCCUUGUGGUCCCCAGUAUCUCCUUAGAGCUGAGAAGGAGGUUAUAUGGAGCAGCAGAGAAGUGUGGUCUGUCAGAGGAGAAGCAGCUCGAGGUGAUUGGUAUGUGCAGCAGUCAGAUGGCAUUACAACUACUAGGGGGAAGCAGCAGGCUGAACCCACGGAACACCCACCAGAUGCCCUCGGUGGUGGUCCUGUGUGGCCCCCACAGACAGGGUGCACAGGGCAUCAGCUGUGCACGACACCUGGCUAACAAGGGAGUCAACGUUACUGUGUUCAUGCCAAACUUCAUGAAGAUGUUGGACUGUCUGACGCUGGAGCUGCAGAUGUUUAACAUGACAGAAGGAAUUCACACCCCAAUGCACACAGGUCUUCCCACAGAGCAUGUGGACCUGAUCAUCAACACGUUGGACGGACAGGAGAGUGCGUUUCUCAGGGACCAGGCCUGGUACCGCAGUGUGGUGCAGUGGGUCGGACAGAACAAGGCUCCAGUGCUCGCCGUCGACCCUCCCUGUAACCCACCACACUACCCCAUUCAGCCCAAGUGGUCGCUGUCCCCCACGCUGCCCCUUCCGUUGCCGGAGGCGGCUGGCACGCUCUACCUCUGUGACAUGGGGAUUCCAAGUAAGGUUUAUGCUGAGGUGGGGAUCAAGUACAAGUCUCCGUUUGGCCACAAAUGUGUCAUUGCCUUGCACCACAUUAAUGCUUCUUAAUGUGUACUAUACAAUGUAUGUGCCCAUUUAGAUUAAGAUACAAGACAGACAGACUAGAUUCAAUGUGACAUUAAAAGGCUAUGUAUUUUGAAGCCUUCUUGUUACAAUGUUACAAAUGUAGGUGGUACACAGUUGAAUUUGUCACUGUUACCAGCAUACAGAAAGUAGUGUCAGUUAAUUUGUAUUUGAUAUGGUGAGCACUGUUACUCAAGUUUGAGAAGUGCUGUAAUAAAGUGGAAAUGGAUAUGGGACUGGUUAUCUCAAAAAGAUCUUGCCUUUAACUAGGAUAAGUUUAAGAAGGAGUUUAUUUUGUUGUCUUAGACCUAGAGAUAUGUUUGAAAAAUUAUCAAAUCGUAUAUGGGAUGUGGGAGGGAGCUUUCUAAUGUUUCUUGGGUCCAGAAUAAGUGAAUGGGGGAAGGGCUACUUGACUGUAUGAAGUUGUCUGUGUUAGAUAAGUAUUUGACAAGCACAUGACAAAUAUAUGCCUCAUAAGGUUAGUGGUUUUCAACCAAUUUCAAAGGUUAGUCAACCUUUGAAGUUGGUACAAGGUAUUCAUAGGCGUGAGGUAAUAAAGAGAUGGAAGUGAAAUAUGAAUGGGGACGAUAAAAGAGUAUUGGGUAUCAAAAGUCGAAUACCACAGUUGCUGUAGAAGGCAGUGAAAUGGUAUAGAGACAAAGAUAUCCUCGUCUAAAUCAUUGAGAUAAUGCAAAUCAGUGCCAGGUAGUCACAUCAGGGUGAGUUAGAACCAUGCAGGUAUGUCUUUCUUAUUUUUGUUCUUUUACAAGGGUGAAAGCUUUGAAGGGAUCCAAGAGCAGGUAGUACAGCAGGGUCUGCUACAAAAUGUAUUUUUCAGAAAAGGCUACUAGUAAUUUUACCCCAGUAAAAGUGUAAAAUCAGUGUAAAAGACAAAACUUAUGUUAAUGUUAAAAGGCUGUGCUGACCCUGUGCAAUCUUUGUUUAUAAAUCAGUCUACAUUUUUUAAAUCAACCAAGAAACUAUUGCAGCUUUAGUUUCUCUUCAGAAUAUUUUCAUUACAAAAGCUACUACCGGUAGUGCGGAUUUGCAAGUUAAGUCACAGAUCAUUUAGUCUAGCUUUUACUAUGAGAUAUGUGCAGUCUUAUUUGGCAUUUUGUACUAUAUCCAAGACAGACUGUUAUUUCAAUUCAAAAGCUGGUGGAAUUGAGCACUCCUACAAUAGUAUUGUGCUCUUAUUCUUAAGCUUGAUUUUGCUAUUAAAACUAGAUCAACCUGUGGCCCAGUUGGCAGACAGGGCUUUAAUGAUGUCUAAAAUUCUAAACAAAUGUUUCAAUGAUUAUCCAGUUUGUGAAGAUGGGUUUGAGCCAAAACUGAAAAUGCUAGUGUUUAGCACCUGAAUGAGCACAGAUUAAUUUCUACAUACUGGGUUGAGAUGUGCCUAAGUAUGUAGGCCUAUUAAGGGACAGGUCAGUGAUUUUGAAGCAGUAGGUUUUUAUAAAUUAGUUUUGAUUCGUACAGUUGUUUAUGUUGGCUAUGACAUUAAUAGCAUCAUGAAGAUGCAUGGGGAAAAGGGUGGAAGCACACAAACAGUACUUUUUUGUUGGUCUAAUGCCUCAACUUGAUGAAUGAAGUAAACCUGAUGUAGCAUAAAAGCUACUGUAACAGUACUAAUGGGACUUCUUUCAUACUCCAAAGUCGCUGACCUGUUUGUUUAAUUAAGGUGUCCCAAAGAGAAGCUUUGUGUACAAAAGUUUUGUAUGUCUUGAGUGUAAUUUGUACAGUAUCUGGGGAUACCUGUACAUAUUGUUGUUUGAGAGAGACAGGUAUAUUUUUGUACAUACUAUUCAGACUUAGUUACUAACAGUAUUUGGUACUCAUUUCUUCUCACAACUUGCUAUAUUUGUCUCCCGUUAGGAAUUGUAAAUUACUUGAAGAUCUCUUUGAAUAGUGUCUUGGGCACAAAAGUUCUCAACAGUGUGAGUGUAUGUGAUACUAGUAUGUCAUCAUUAUCCAAGGAGGGUUUGAGCCGUCUCGAUUUACAACAGCAAAGAAUGACACAGUAGUCAGUGUCUGUUGUAACCAAAUUGAGGACGCAAGGGACAUCAGCACUCAGGAAGUCAGAACUUGGUAAAACCGUGUUCUUACUGAAGAGUGUAGGAGUGUAUUAUAUUCCUGUUUGUCAGUCUGUAUGUGUUGUGGUUUGAUCUAGGGAUUUGUAAAUAUCAGCUUUCUUUGAUUUUACCUGUGUUCAAAGUGAUACAUUUUAGGUAUGUUUUGGGGAUUUUAACUUGACUUUGUCCUUUUUCUGCAUGUGUCUUGAAUGUAUUUUUACUUUGUGGAUAUUCAUACUUUGGUAUGUUUUAGGUAUCUUGGAUAAGAGUUUUGUACAUUUUGUACUUUUGUAACUUGUGUCUGAACAUCUAAGAAGUACUUUUAAUGAUAUUGUGUAGAUACUGAUUUUUUGAUAUGGAUAAAGUGGUGAUUUUAUGUAUAUACAGUCAGGCAACAUAACUGUUGAUAUAACAGAUUUUCACAACAAGUUCCAAUUUGAAACUUAGAUCACUGAAUUUGACAGUAUCAAAUAUAUCAUUGUAAUUCACAAAUCGGAAAUGAAGCCCAUUCAUUUCAGACUGUGGAUGAAGGUGUCAUGAUUUUUUGAUUAUAAGCAUAUCAGUUUUAUGUGAGGUCAUGAUAUUAACGGACAAAUUCAGAAAAAGUAAAGCCAAUGAGAAGAACAUUUCUCAAACUCCUAAAAUACUGAAAAUCAGCCAUGAUCAACAUUAAGUUUGUCUGACUUGGAAAUAAUUCUAAUCAUCACUAUUUCAUCAUAUUGUGUGCCCCUUAUAUGGUGAUGUAUUGAUGACAAAGGAAAAAUAUUGUGUUCUAUUGUGCCAAUUGUUUAACCUGUGGCAGAAAUUACUGAUCCAAAGAAUAGACACUGUCACAUGUGCUGUUUUAUUGGUUGAGUUGUACAUAUUGGUUGAGUUUUCUGAUAUAUGUAUGAUGUAACGAAGGGUAUGUUUGUCAAUGGUUUACUGUUGGUGUAUUCAUAAACAAUUGUAUUGGCAGCAGUUGUAUGGGCAUUGCACAGAACAUGUUAUCAUUGCUGUACAAAUUAAGCAAAACCCUAUGUUACAUUUCUGUGGUUUUAAUAUCCAGGUAUGGGAGGGAAAAGAUGAGUGUUCUAGAAAUUCCACCUUUAUUUUAAUCUCAAUCCACUGGAAGGAUUCAGUUCAUACCACCAUGCCUUUUAGCAGUCAGUAUUGAAUUUCCAGCUCAACUGGCUACACAGAUUUCUUUAAGUCUUUUAUUUCGGCAGAAAAUGUAAAAAAAAAAAACAACAACUAUUUUUCCUUCCAACCUGUCAAUUGAAUUAGGCUAGUUUAUCCUCGGGUUCUUGUGAAUAUACAUGUGUCAAAUGUACAUGUAUGAAUUUCUGUCACAGUGUCUACUAUAGCUGUUACAAAGUAGCUGUUGUGAGCUGUAGAACCUGUUUCUCAAAUAUCAGAAACAGCUUCUUCUGUUCUUGAUAUGAAUAGGGGCACACUCCAGAGUGUUGUAGGGUCCACCUGGAGUUGAAAGGUUAAUAAUCAACAGGCCUAAAAAUAUGCAAAUGAUUAAGAUCUCUGCUAGACCCUUCCAUGUCUAAAAGUGUCACUAUAGACACUGGUAGAAACACCAGUGUUGUAUAGUGGCCAUCGAGUACAAAUGUUAUUACAUGGUCUACGUGUGGUAACAUCAUGACCACAUGUACUCUUCAUUUUCUUGUCAGCAUUACAAUAACAUGGAUGGUUACAAAGAUCACCCUAUGCACUCUGACCAGAGCUUGACAGCAAGACAUCUCAAAUUCUAGAUUUUGAAUUGUCUUCUUUUUAAGUGGCUACAUAGAGGUUGGUUUUAAAGCAACAGCUAAAAGCCCCUUGUAUUGCUGACAAGUUAAUGUUUGAUACUGAUUUCUUGUCACGCCAGUUGUUUCUUAGUUCUUUAUUCUCCCAACAAGUGCACUGUAAUGGCAUUGCAAUAAUGUAACAAACAAUCCAAGCUGUACAUUGAUCUCAAAGUUUGACUUGUGUUGAAAGAAGAACUCAUUAACCACUGGUGUACCUCAAGAGUUAUUACUUGGCCUCAUUCUGGGACAAAUUUGUCCUGUGACCAGUGAGUGUCCAAAUGUAGUAGGAUGUAAAAUGUAGCGUAACCUAAGUAAGAACCUGCUUCAUGUGAGAAAUACCUAAUGAAGAUGUGUAUUUGUUGUGACCAAAUAGAUUUUAUCAUCAAGUACUUAGGAAUAUUAAGAGAAGUAGAAAUCGGUCUGUCUGAUUAUCAGUUGAAUUAGUUCAUCAUUCAACCGACUCAUUAAUGUGGCCCUUCUUACAGUGUCAAAUAUUUUCAUUGUUCUAUUUCAUGGUGUGAAAUUGAUUUAUAUCCAUGUUCUGUGGAAAAACUUCCAAAAAAGGUAUUUUUCAGAAGUAAAAGUAACAUCUUGGUAUUUGCUGUAGUUUUGUGGUAAUUCAGACAAAUCCAACCAACAACCAACGUCAUUUCCUUGACUCUUUUAUGAUUGAGGAAACAGAAGACCACUAGAGGUGAAUUCAUGAAUGCUGUUUUGAAAGACCAUGUACUUACUUGAAAACAAAUUCAAUGGAUACAUAUGACAGAUAAUACCUAGUAUUACAUGUAAUACUGAUUAAUUUUUAGAUUCUAAUCUUCAGUGCACUUAGUUGUCACAUGUGUAUGAAGUCAAAGUGCUAAUGCACUUAAGGAGAUAACAUGUUGUAAGUGUCAAGCUUGUAAUUUUUAAUCACUUUUUUGCUAUUUUUCUUCAUCUUUGUAAACUUUCCAGGAUGAUAGUUCUGGUAUACAUCAAUAUCUAGUAUAACAGCUGUUGCACAUCAUGUUUUGAUGUUGACAUGUUGGAUAUGUAGAUUAGCGGUACCCAACUAGAUGGUUCUCACCAAAGUACAAAGUUUCAUUCAUGAGCAAUCAUGUGCUUACUUUCAGACUCAUGUGUCUUGAAUAACUAUAAUUGCUUAUGGCAAUAUGGGUUUCCAUGGACAACUUAUUUUACACUAUAUGUUACUAGUAUGUAGAGAAGGGUUCUUCUCCAUGCUUGCUUCAUUAUGCCCCUUUUCCUGUCAAGUCACAUUUCAGUUCUGUGUGUUACUGUCUUGGAAUAAAAGCUACACGAUCUACAGUA